Molecule: messenger RNA, 2020 nt
Organism: Mandrillus leucophaeus (drill)
Lineage: Eukaryota; Metazoa; Chordata; Mammalia; Primates; Cercopithecidae
Gene: KCNN2
Product: potassium channel, calcium activated intermediate/small conductance subfamily N alpha, member 2
Exons: 9
Coding region: 268-1209 (313 amino acids)
Biological process (GO): potassium ion transmembrane transport
Cellular component (GO): dendritic spine; neuronal cell body; plasma membrane
Molecular function (GO): calmodulin binding; small conductance calcium-activated potassium channel activity
Source: RefSeq, a predicted model, not a curated record
GCCGCCGCCGCCGCCGCUUCGUCCUCAGCCCCCGAGAUCGUGGUGUCUAAGCCCGAGCACAACAACUCCAACAACCUGGCGCUCUAUGGAACCGGCGGCGGAGGCAGCACCGGAGGAGGCGGCGGCGGUGGCGGGAGCGGGCACGGCAGCAGCAGUGGCACCAAGUCCAGCAAAAAGAAAAACCAGAACAUCGGCUACAAGCUGGGCCACCGGCGCGCCCUGUUCGAAAAGCGCAAGCGGCUCAGCGACUACGCGCUCAUCUUCGGCAUGUUCGGCAUCGUGGUCAUGGUCAUCGAGACCGAGCUGUCGUGGGGCGCCUACGACAAGGCGUCGCUGUAUUCCUUAGCUCUGAAAUGCCUUAUCAGUCUCUCCACGAUCAUCCUGCUCGGUCUGAUCAUCGUGUACCACGCCAGGGAAAUACAGUUGUUCAUGGUGGACAAUGGAGCAGAUGACUGGAGAAUAGCCAUGACUUAUGAGCGUAUUUUCUUCAUCUGCUUGGAAAUACUGGUGUGUGCUAUUCAUCCCAUACCUGGGAAUUAUACGUUCACAUGGACGGCCCGGCUUGCCUUCUCCUAUGCCCCAUCCACAACCACCGCUGAUGUGGAUAUUAUUUUAUCUAUACCAAUGUUCUUAAGACUCUAUCUGAUUGCCAGAGUCAUGCUUUUACAUAGCAAACUUUUCACUGAUGCCUCCUCUAGAAGCAUUGGAGCACUUAAUAAGAUAAACUUCAAUACACGUUUUGUUAUGAAGACUUUAAUGACUAUAUGCCCAGGAACUGUACUCUUGGUUUUUAGUAUCUCAUUAUGGAUAAUUGCCGCAUGGACUGUCCGAGCUUGUGAAAGGUACCAUGAUCAACAGGAUGUUACUAGCAACUUCCUUGGAGCGAUGUGGUUGAUAUCAAUAACUUUUCUCUCCAUUGGUUAUGGUGACAUGGUACCUAACACAUACUGUGGAAAAGGAGUCUGCUUACUUACUGGAAUUAUGGGUGCUGGUUGCACAGCCCUGGUGGUAGCUGUAGUGGCAAGGAAGCUAGAACUUACCAAAGCAGAAAAACACGUGCACAAUUUCAUGAUGGAUACUCAGCUGACUAAAAGAGGAAAGGAAGAACAUGGAGACAACAAUUGCAAUACACAGUGGAGAACUCAACACCUCUUGAUUAAAAAAAAAAAAAAAAAAAAAAAAAAGAUGAAUAAAAAAGAAGUUUCCUGAAGGAGUAAAAAAUGCAGCUGCCAAUGUACUCAGGGAAACAUGGCUAAUUUACAAAAAUACAAAGCUAGUAAAAAAGAUAGAUCAUGCAAAAGUAAGAAAACAUCAACGAAAAUUCUUGCAAGCUAUUCAUCAAUUAAGAAGUGUAAAAAUGGAGCAGAGGAAACUGAAUGACCAAGCAAACACCUUGGUGGACUUGGCAAAGACCCAGAAUAUCAUGUAUGAUAUGAUUUCUGACUUAAACGAAAGGAGUGAAGACUUCGAGAAGAGGAUUGUUACCCUGGAAACAAAAUUAGAGACUUUGAUUGGUAGCAUCCACGCCCUCCCUGGGCUCAUAAGCCAGACCAUCAGGCAGCAGCAGAGAGAUUUCAUUGAGGCUCAGAUGGAGAGCUACGACAAGCAUGUCACUUACAAUGCUGAGCGGUCCCGGUCCUCGUCCAGGAGGCGGCGGUCCUCUUCCACAGCGCCACCAACUUCAUCAGAGAGUAGCUAGAAGAGAAUAAGUUAACCACAAAAUAAGACUUUUUGCCAUCAUAUGGUCAAUAUUUUAGCUUUUAUUGUAAAGCCCCUAUGGUUCUAAUCAGCGUUAUCCGGGUUCUGAUGUCAGAAUCCUGGGAACCUGAACACUAAGUUUUAGGCCAAAAUGAGUGAAAACUCUUUUUUUUUUCUUUCAGAUGCACAGGGAAUGCACCUAUUAUUGCUAUAUAGAUUGUUCCUCCUGUAAUUUCACUAACUUUUUAUUCAUGCACUUCAAACAAACUUUACUACUACAUUAUAUGAUAUAUAAUAAAAAAAAAGUUAAUUUCUGCACAUA